GGCGGGGGCGGGGCCGGGGUGGUGCCAGGCUGCAGCGGGCCGGGCAAGAUGGCUGCCGUGGAGGCCGAGCUCGGGCUGCCGUUCACCCUGGAGUCGCUGCCCACCGACCCCCUUCUGCUCAUCUUAUCCUUCGUGGACUACAGGGACCUAAUCAAUUGUUGCCAUGUCAGUCGAAGACUCAACCAGCUCUCAACUCAUGAUCCUUUGUGGAGAAGACAUUGCAAAAAAUACUGGCUGAUAACCGAGGAAGAGAAAUCCCGGAAGAAACAGUGCUGGAGAUCUCUCUUCAUAUCUACUUACUCAGAUGUAGGAAGAUACAUUGACCAUUAUGCUGCUAUUAAAAAGGCCUGGGAUGACCUCAAGAAGUACUUGGAGCCCAGGUGUCCUCGGAUGGUUUUAUCUCUGAAAGAAGGCGCACGUGAGGAAGACUUGGAUGCUGUGGAAGCUCAGAUUGGUUGCAAGCUCCCUGAUGAUUACCGCUGUUCAUAUCGGAUUCACAAUGGGCAGAAGUUAGUGGUUCCAGGGUUGCUGGGAAGUAUGGCACUGUCCAAUCACUAUCGCUCUGAAGAUUUACUAGACGUCGAUACGGCUGCCGGAGGAUUUCAGCAGAGACAGGGACUGAAAUACUGCCUCCCUUUAACCUUCUGCAUCCACACGGGCUUGAGUCAGUACAUAGCUGUGGAAGCUGCAGAGGGCCGGAAUAAAAACGAAGUGUUCUACCAAUGUCCAGACCAAAUGGCUCGGAAUCCUGCUGCUAUUGACAUGUUUAUCAUAGGUGCUACUUUUACUGACUGGUUUACAUCCUAUGUCAACAAUGUUGUAUCAGGUGGUUACCCCAUCAUCAGAGACCAGAUUUUCAGAUAUAUUCAUGACCCAGAGUGUGUAGCAACAACUGGAGAUAUUACAGUUUCAGUGUCCACAUCAUUUCUGCCAGAACUCAGCUCUGUCCACCCACCACACUAUUUCUUCACAUACCGAAUCAGGAUUGAAAUGUCAAGGGAAGCACUUCCGGAGAAGGCCUGUCAGUUGGACAGUCGCUACUGGAGGAUAACGAAUGCUAAAGGGGAUGUGGAAGAAGUUCAAGGACCUGGAGUAGUUGGUGAAUUUCCAAUUAUUAGCCCAGGUCGGAUAUAUGAAUACACAAGCUGCACCACAUUUUCUACAACAUCAGGCUAUAUGGAAGGGUAUUAUACCUUCCAUUUUCUGUACUUUAAGGACAAGGUCUUUAAUGUUGCCAUCCCCCGAUUCCACAUGGCAUGUCCAACAUUCAGGGUGUCUAUAGCCCGAUUGGAAAUGGGUCCUGAUGAAUAUGAGGAGAUGGAAGAGGAAGCUGAGGAGGAGGAAGAAGAAAAUGACUCAGCAGACAUGGACGAAUCAGAAGAAUCAGAGGAGGAUGAGAAUGAAUCAGAUGAGGGUCAAGGGGAGGAGAGACGGAGGAGGGUCUUUGAUGUGCCCAUUCGCAGACGCCGCUGCUCGCGACUCUUUUAGCUGCUGCUGCUGCUGCUGCAGGAAGCUCUGGGAUGGCUCUUUGUUAAAUAGAUCUGUCAAUAAUGUAAAUAAUUAUGCUCAGCAUAUAGCAGAAUUAGCAUGACCUAUUGUUCCAGACCUAGGUUCUCCAUGACACUACAUUAGGAGUUGGAUUGCUUUGGUUUGUUUUGUGGUUGUAGGUAGAGGAAGAAAUGGGAAUCUUAUUUUCUCUCCCAGAAGUCAGUAUAAGAGCAGUUCUGUAGCUACAGAACAGAUGUUUCUGUGUUUAAAAUAUUUUCUACUUUAAAAACAAAACAAGACACAGAAGUGAAAGAAGAAUUGUUUUCGCUGGGGAUUUUACAUGUAGCAGAAACACACAGACAAGGGUAGAAGGAAACUGUGACUAACUGAAAACACACCUUUUUAGUUGUUUAGAAACAAAGAAAACUUGUAAUUAGCCCAAUCCACUUCAUGGUUGUUAACAUUUUAUACUCACAGGAAACUAAUUGACUAACUUGAAUGGGAAUAGUUGGCCUCUCUUAGACAAUCUGUCCUUGAAUUUAGUCUUUGUCACACAAAGCUUGAGUUGCAAAUUUUCAUCCUUAACUUUUGUCUUCAACAUGAUAACUUUGGACUUUAAAAGUUAAAGUUCUCACGCUAUGACCUUUCUCACAUUAUUUACAGAUUCAUCGUUUUAAAUGUAGUUUGUUUGUAAAGGUAUGUAGUGUUGUUAAAGAUUCUUCACAAUGUUUCAUUGAGUCUAAAUUUGUAAAUAAGCAUUCUGUUUUGUUUCUUUAUAUACAUUUGUCAAACUUUGUGGUAAGUGAUCUGAAUUUUAUGUUAGGGUUCAGGAUAUUUCCCUGAAACAUGAAUUUUUUCUGUAAUUAUAUAAUUGAGAGUUUGGAAUGAAAUCCUUCAAGUGUCAAAAACUCAUAUUUUAAAAACGAUUUUGUGUAAGUGCCUAUUUCCCAAAAAUGAGUAUUAAGCCUUAGUUCUUACGAUAGAAGAUGGCAAUGCUAUUCGAUGGCUUACAGCCAGGGUGGAGUAGGUCCAUUGUGAGUUGUCUGCUGGCUUUGAUUAUGCUCUCUUGUUCUCAUCAAAUUUCCUCUAAAACGGUUCUCUCAUGGAGAACAUUCAGGAAGGGAGAGCCCUAUUCAAGGCUAAGUGUCUACUCUCAGGGACCAUGAGCAAACUUGGCAUUUUAUGAUGACAGAUCAGAAUAUUCUGAGUCAUUUUCCUACUUAUUUUUCAUAAAACAGUACAGUCACAUGGUGUUUCAACAACAGAAGCCAACAGUAGUCUCAUUUUGUGUACACCACAUCUGUUGAAUGUGUCAUUUUCUCUUGUGCUUGAUUAAAUCUCAUGUUUUAUUUGUUAUGGCCCCCAAACAUACAAGAUGUUGACAGUUGUCAUCUGGUGACUGAUCCAGAAAUGAAAUUAAAAGUGAUCAAGGACAAUGAAGUAGGGGUGGAGUCACUAGUGGCUAUUGCUUGUGAAGUCGGCCAUUCCAGCAUAGCUCCACCCUCAAAGAACAAGAACGAAUGUGACCUAAGCUGUUGGACCAUCUGCUUCACUCAAGGCAGUAGGUUAGACUAAGUCAAGAAAGGUCAGCAUCAGAUCUGGAGAACCUUGUUAUGACCUGAUUCGACACAAAUGUAUCCUCAACACCAGAAUGACCACUGCCAAAGCAGGCUUUGUCUGCAACAUUGAAAGAGAAGACUGGACCUGACCAGGGUAUUGAAGUUACUGAGCUCUGGGUGGUCUAAAAUGACUCAGUAAUUGUUAGCAAAUGCAAAAGUGAGUGAUGAACCUGCAAACUCGAGUGUGAAGUAGCUGACUACGUUUUAAAAGCUUGAAAAGCUUAUUGUGGAGGGCAGUUACUGCCAGAGCAAACCCUCUUCUAUCUAGGUUUAUAGAAAACACAUCCUCUGAUAUUUGCACAGUGAUGAAGUCACCUGGCAGUACGGUCACCUGAUGACUCAUUUCUUGGACUAUAUCCCAGUUAAGUGAUAGUAUAACUAUCAUCAGACUGCCAAAUACUGUUCAGGCUGCCCCUUUUUAAAAAUGGACAGUUGUUUUCAUUUAUCAUUAGGCAUUGGUAACAAAAUACCUUAUUUGCUUGUUUUGUUUUCCAAGACAGGGUUUCUCUGUGUAGCCCUAGCUGUCCUGGAACUCACUCUGUAGACCUGACUGGCCUUGAACUCGUAGAGAUCCACCUACUUCUGCCUCCCCAAUGUUGGGGUGAAGGGCAUGUGCAACAAAAUACCUUUGAUUGUAAUUUACAAUAGAAAAAGUAGCAGGCAAUGAUGUGAAAGGAUGAUUGAAGCAGAAGGAUCAUAGUGAGUUUGAGAUCAGCCUGGGCUAUAGAGUAAAACUGUCUUUAAAAAAAGAAAAUCUAGCUCUGUAAGCUGAGACGUUUUAAAGUCCUUUUUAGGGCACUAGUCUCAUUCAUGAAGACAAUCAUAAGUGAAUCAACAUCUCACAUCUUCAUAAAGCUGCUUUGUGGAUAGUUUCAACAUAAUGCACCGGAAGGGGACAUAGACAUGAACAUUCAGACCCCAGCAUCAACCCACUUUAAAAGGACAUUCCCAAUAAAGCAGUAAUGUCAGAGCUGGCCCCAUACUCCCGUGCCAUUCUUUGUACCCGCUUUUUCCCUAGCGUACUGAUAAUGCCCCCAUUGCCUUGAACCCUAUCUAAUGCUUGUGUAUCACAGUGCCUCAAGAUUGCUUAGCCACCCUUCAGAAUUGGCUGCCUUGGUAUAUUACACAGACUUUGUUGCAUUAUUUUUCUUGGGGACAGGACAAUAGUAGACCAAAGAUUCCAUUGAAGCCCCGCUUGAUGGGCCCAUAAGUUUAUCAGAAUUACUAACAGGAGCAGGGAUAACUGACAGCUACAGUUGAGGAACAACAGCCUAGGCGAGGACUCACGAAAGCACCUCUGCAUGUUUGAAGAGUUUCUUCUAGGCAAGUGUGUACUGUUUAUGUAACCCUGGAAGGGGUCUUUGGUCAUAAAUUUCAGAGUCGUCUACCUCCUCGUGAAACAAGAUGUUAAUAAGUUGUCAUCAAGUGACUGACCCAGAAACGAAAUGAAAAGUGAUCAAGGACUGAAGGAGGAGAAAAGUCACUGAUGGGCUAUAGCUUAUGAAGUCGGCCGCUCCACCAUAGCUCCACAAAGAACAAGAACAGAUGUGACAGGCCAUUGGAGCAUCUGCUUCAUUGAAGGCAAUGAGUUUCGUGAGCCUCCCUGCUGUUUCUAUGAAUAGGAAUUAGCUGUACAAUAAACAUCCAGCUCACACUCAAGUGUGAUUAGUUGAUAAACCUCUGUUAACUACAUUGCAAAAAUUCUUAGAAAAAAAAUUUAAUGUGUA
Peromyscus leucopus (white-footed mouse) is the source of this 4834-nucleotide messenger RNA. It is a transcript of the gene Fbxo3, whose product is annotated as F-box protein 3. The transcript is spliced from 11 exons. The coding region runs from base 49 to 1488 and encodes 479 amino acids. NCBI's taxonomy places the organism in Eukaryota, Metazoa, Chordata, Mammalia, Rodentia, Cricetidae. The record is from RefSeq and is a predicted model, not a curated record. Gene Ontology annotation, molecular function: protein binding.